CUCCUCUCCUCCUUAAAAGAAAAACCCAAGAAAGAAAUAUGAAAAGAAAGAGAGAAGCAGUGAAAUUUAAGACACUAAUGCUAUGAAAAGAACUGAACUAAUGUGAGAUGGAAAAAAAAGUGAUAGAAAAUUCAAAUAUGCAGUGAAUUAGAAAACGCAAAGAGAGAAGACAAAUAAGGAAAGGAAAAACAGUGCAUAUCUCAUAAAAAGAAGAAAAGAGAAGGAAAAAAAACUUAAGGAGAUAAAAAAUAAGAAAAACGCUCAAGAUAAAUAAGAAGAGUUACCAGCAAAAUUCUUUCUUUUUUUCUUUAACUAACAAUCAGCCAGUCAGUCAGUCAAUCAGUCAGUCAGUCAAGUCACAUAAAGCAGUAUCAGUCAGCAACCACUUAGUCCCAAAUCCUGUUAUCAGUCAGUCUUUUAAAACAGUUAUCCAUUUUGCCUUUCAGUUAUUCAGUCAGCUAGUCAGUUAGUCCCUUUCUCAGUCUUAGUCAAGCCUCAUAAUACAGUCAGUCAUUUAGUCUCAUAACACAACAUUAGUUAGUCAGCUAGUCCCUUGAAACAGUCAGUCAGCUAGCCAAUCCCCAUAGGACAUCAAUAACCAGUCAGUCAGUCAGACAGUCAAAUCUCUUAAUACGGUCAGUCAUUUAGUCACAUAACAGCCAGUUAGCCCCUUAAAACAGUCAGCUAGCCAAGCCCCAUAGGACACCAAUAACCAGUUAGUCAGUCAGUUAGUCAGUCAGUCAGCCAGUCAGCCUCAAGUCACAAAACAGUAUUAACCAUCCAUAUUUCACAUCACCAGUCACUCGUCACCUUUACAAUGACAGAAAAGGUUAUAGGUUGCGUCUCUCUCAUCUUCCUCUUGGCUGACAAUAGCCUGACCUUAGCUUGCUGUGCCAUACAUUUCAUUAGGGGCUCGCUUUAUAAUGGCACAGUUAAUGGGGCCAUUUCUGUUGUCUUAUUCUGUGUCGCUGGCAUCAUUACAAAUUUAUUCCACUUCUUUAGGCAUGAGGCGACAAGAAUGCCACAGAGGAGUGCGGGAAAGAAGGCCAAGACCUUCCUGUUAAUCUGUAUCCCAAACUAUUACCUUGUCAUGUGGAGUUUGAUGAGAUGUGUGAAGAGUGAGAGCCUGACAAUUAAGUGUUGGACAGCUUCCCUCAGGCUGUUUUACUGCUCCACAGGCUCCCUUGUACAGGCUGUCUACCAGAGUUACUUGGUGGUCAGGCUGUGGUGGGAAGAUGACAUUCCGAAUGAAUAUUACAUCAUAAUGAUAGUGACAGCAGUGUACCUGACUCUGUACGCCAUCUAUGGGGUCUGUCGGUACGUGUGGGUGCAAUGUUACGAUGAGACAGGCAGCUACCUCCCCCUCAUGCACAUUUUCCUCAUCACCUUCACUCUAACGCUUAAUAUGUGUGGGCGUGUAACAGCCAUGUCUGUGGUGAUGGGGACCUUAGGCUGGUGGUGGCUCGUCAUCGCAAUUGCCACCCCUUUCCUCGUCAACUUUGCUGUCUACAUCCACACAGCUGCUCAGAGAACCCCAGAGAAAAUAGGAUACUUUCAUAAUUGUUGUCGAUAUAUCAGUUUAAUUCCUCUGGCCCUUCUUUCCUCCAUGACAAUAUCUGACAAACGAUAUUUAACCAUUCUCACAACGCUGGCUUGGAUUGCCUCAUACCUCCCUCAGAUUCUAAUGUUUAACAGUCAUAUGACGAACUGGCUUGUGUGGAUUGUUCCGACUGUUGCCCAGAUCUGUUCCUUGAUUAUUAUGAUGGCCACUUGGAAGGUAUUUGAGGCCGCGUUCUACCGGUUCAGUCGCCUAGCUGGUACUCAUCCAUGGUCCGUCACGUUUUUGAGAGUAGAAUGCACUCAAAACGUGAUAGCCCAGCCAACCCACUCCAUUAUGCAGUGAGCUCUGACCUCAGACUGAUGUUUGGUUAGGGCUGAGACCACACCACAAACCACACACCAAACUCCACACCACACACACCACAACACACAUCAAAUUUUGCUCCACACUCCACACACCACACACAGCACACCGCACGCCAUUCACCGGGACAGCAAGGCCACUACCCACCAAAUUGCAUCCUGUACCUACUUGCUGCUGGGUGAACAGGGGCAACACAUUAAGAAGCUCACCCAUUUGCCUUGCCAAACCCAGGACUUGAAAUGAGAGGACCACGCUAAUCUUCUCACUUUUUGGUAUUGUUUAUGGUUGAAGUUUUAUGAGGCUUUAGAGGGGGUUGUGGUUGUGGUGGUGUUUUGCAUGUGUAAAUGGCAUUGUUCUGCAUUUGGAAAGUUGUAAAGUGAGUGGUGAUUGUCUGGUGUUUGAAUGCGUUUAGUUAAGUUUUUCAUUCUUGCAAGUUUAGGAAGUUUUGGAGUAAUGUUCUAUUGGUGUUUGCAUGUUUUUGUGUGUUUUUUUUUAAUGUAGAAAGGGAAAAGUGGCCAAGGGCAACAUAAUAUUAAAAAAAAGGCCCACUUAGUUGCCAGUUCCCUAUAGAGUUAGCCAAAAGAAAGGGAUAAAUGUCUUGAAACCUCCCUCUUAAAUGAAGCGUUUAGUUCCUUGUUUAGUCUAGCAUUGUGAAUUUAGAACAUUUUAGAGUAAGUGAUGAUUCUCUGGCAUUUACAUAUAUUUAGUUAAGUUUUUCAUUCUUGCAAGUUUAAUUUAGUUUGUGUGAAAAGAUGCAUGUUGAGAGAGGUGAUGGUGGUGGUGGUGGCUGUGAAAAUAAUGCCAGUUGUUGUUGUUGUUGUUGUUGUUGUUGGAGUAAUUAUAGUAGUUGUUUGUUGUGGUUGUCAAGGUUACAGAGGGUGCAUGAGCAAUUGUUGAUAUUGUUGUUUUUAUUAUUGUUGUUACUGCAUGAUAUGAUAUUUGACCCAUUCCUAGGCUUCCAGUUUGAAAAUUAUGAUGAAUCAAAUAUUUUUCUAUCCCGGCUUGGCAGUUCAUGUGUUUUGUAGGGUUUUAUAAUUUUUCUUUUUUUCAGAUUUUGUAGUAAUAUUUUAAUAGGAAGUGUCUGUCUGUCUGUUUGUCUGUCUUCCUCUGAUAUGAUAUGACUGGAUAUGAUAUGAUUGGAAGUUGUGAUAGAUUUUAAUUAUUCUUUAUUUUUCCUUAUUUUAGAGGAACAAAUGAUUAAAAUUUCAUGGAGAUUUA
Molecule: messenger RNA, 3142 nt
Organism: Portunus trituberculatus (swimming crab)
Lineage: Eukaryota; Metazoa; Arthropoda; Malacostraca; Decapoda; Portunidae
Exons: 6
Coding region: 818-1903 (361 amino acids)
Source: RefSeq, a predicted model, not a curated record